CUUCCCCCUUCACCUUCUUCCCCUGGCCCGAAUCCAUCCUCCCCCUUCCCGCCUCUCCCAACCGCCAAAAUGGACGGCCGCCGCCCUUCUCCUCACGCCGACGACCCCACUUGCGGCGGCGGAGGGGCCAACUCCUCCAUCACGCCCCAAGAACCAGAGGUCUACUCCCCACCUGCCUCUCCUCCCCGCGCGCACCACUCCGGUCAGCCGGGGAGGUCGAUCUUCGUCAACGAGGACACGAGUGGCGGUCCGACCAUUGGCGCCGCCUCGUCCUCCGCCUGGGGACCUGUAGAAGGCCAAGAAUCCAAGAUCACGGACAAGACCGCCGCCCCCUUCCUCUUAGGCCCGCGGCGUCUGAGCAGCCCAACAGGGGGCUCGGACUCCGACUCCGACGACGACGACUGCGAUACCUGGGGCGGCUUCAGCGACCCCUCAACGUCGCUGAGCUCUCCAGACGCCUACGACUGCCGGACCUUCUUCGCUGACCCACCUUUCCAAGAGGAGGCGCAUCACGAGGACUUGCGAUUGGAUGGAAAAUUUCACUUUUAACAGCACACCCAAAAAAAUUCUGUGGUCUCAGAUAUCGAAUCUUGCAAUGGUUACAAGUUCCCAGUAAUACUGCUCAACUUAGUUCGUUCUUGAUUUAUAUCAUCUCUCUGAAUAGUAUCCCUCAGAUAUGAAAUAUUGAAUCUUGCAAUUUGGAAUCUUACAAGUUAUGAUAUUCGUGAUGCUUCCCCCACAUUUCUUGCUAAGUUCAUUUGGGAUGUCAAUGGUGCUUGUUCAUUUACAAGAUCAGUCAUAUGUGCUUUACCUUUGAGGCCUGUAAAUCUUAGUGCUGUUAAAGUCCUAUACGAUUGUCUCUUUUAGGGAUAUAAGGUAGACUUCUAAAACAAACUGAACUUCUGUAUACUACUAAAGCAUCCCUAUGUAUUGCUUGAUAACUGAAAUUUUCGCUUGGUUUGGGCAAAUCUAGGGAUACUAUCUAUGCAUUCCUUCUACGUUGCCUGGGUCGAGAUCUUAGACUGUAGCAUUUGUACUAA
This is a messenger RNA of Lolium rigidum, 1040 nucleotides long. RefSeq lists its product as uncharacterized. The transcript has 2 exons. NCBI's taxonomy places the organism in Eukaryota, Viridiplantae, Streptophyta, Magnoliopsida, Poales, Poaceae. The coding region runs from base 70 to 549 and encodes 159 amino acids. The record is from RefSeq and is a predicted model, not a curated record.